CCCUCGGAAGCUCAGUGCUGCAGCUAGAGCCACUCGCCUGUGCAACACCCGAUCACCACCAUGACCGACGCAGCAAUCUCCUUCGCCAAGGACUUCUUGGCCGGCGGUGUGGCCGCUGCCAUCUCUAAGACUGCUGUAGCACCUAUUGAAAGAGUCAAGCUGCUGCUGCAAGUCCAACAUGCAAGCAAACAAAUCACAGCCGAUAAGCAGUACAAAGGAAUCAUGGACUGCGUUGUCCGUAUCCCCAAAGAACAAGGCUUCGUGUCCUUCUGGCGUGGUAACCUUGCCAAUGUGAUCCGAUAUUUCCCAACCCAGGCCCUCAACUUUGCUUUCAAGGACAAGUACAAGAAGGUCUUCCUCGAUGGAGUUGACAAGAGGACCCAGUUCUGGCGCUACUUUGCUGGAAACCUGGCAUCCGGUGGUGCUGCUGGUGCAACCUCCCUGUACUUUGUCUACCCACUUGACUUUGCCAGAACCCGUCUAGCUGCUGAUGUGGGCAAGGCUGGUGCUGAUAGAGAAUUCAAGGGUCUUGGCGAUUGCUUGGCGAAGAUUUUCAGAUCCGAUGGGCUAAAGGGCCUGUACCAGGGCUUUAAUGUGUCCGUCCAGGGCAUCAUCAUUUACAGAGCUGCCUACUUUGGCAUCUACGACACAGCUAAAGGUAUGCUUCCAGAUCCCAAGAACACACACAUUGUCGUCAGCUGGAUGAUCGCUCAGUCAGUAACAGCAGUGGCCGGCUUUGCCUCCUACCCAUUCGACACAGUCCGUCGUCGUAUGAUGAUGCAGUCUGGAAGGAAAGGAGCUGAUAUCAUGUACAGCGGCACAAUUGACUGCUGGAAGAAGAUUGCACGCGAUGAAGGUUCAAAGGCUUUCUUCAAGGGUGCUUGGUCCAACGUGCUGAGAGGAAUGGGUGGCGCUUUUGUGCUAGUGUUGUACGAUGAGCUGAAGAAAGUCAUCUAAAUGUCCCCAUGUCUGUCACCUGGCAUGCUGUAAAAUGUAACAUACCCUGAGCGUUCAUGGACUUUCUAUUUUUUUUUUUU
Messenger RNA from Hyla sarda, 1037 nucleotides. RefSeq names its product ADP/ATP translocase 2-like. The transcript has a single exon. The record is from RefSeq and is a predicted model, not a curated record. The coding region runs from base 61 to 957 and encodes 298 amino acids. Gene Ontology annotation, biological process: mitochondrial ADP transmembrane transport; mitochondrial ATP transmembrane transport. Gene Ontology annotation, cellular component: mitochondrial inner membrane. Lineage: Eukaryota; Metazoa; Chordata; Amphibia; Anura; Hylidae. Gene Ontology annotation, molecular function: ATP:ADP antiporter activity.